AUGGGGUCUCCAAGAGUCCUUAGGCACUCAAACGGCCGCAAGGUCUCGAUUGGAGAUGGGGACAAUGAGAGCGAGCUUAGCGACCCAGCAAGCACCGUACAAUCCCCUUCUGGGGUCGACUUCAAUGAAUUCGAGGACGAGAUUAUAGUGAGAGCUCGCACUAACGGUACUCGAAAGUCAUCGCCCCCGCGGCCUGCAUCUGAUGCCGAGGAUGAGACCAUGACCAAUGGAGACGAGGAACCUGUCGCUUCCCAUUACCCCAAGCGGAAGCGGACCUCCAUCUUCAAUGACUUAAGUGAAAGCAAAAUUAUUGCAGAUGAGCGUCAAACAUCUACAGCCACCACAAAAGCCAAACCCUCUCGCUCAAGCACAGGAACCGUCAAAGGGGUGACAGUGGGUUACUGGCGGGAUUCAAACGCCCCUACAGAAGAACGCAAACAUGCUGUCAUUGGCUUUAUAGACGUCCGAGAGCGUCUGCGUACACGGAUUCAGCCCGUAACGAGAGCCGGCAACAUUAUAACCGAUGAAUAUCCUUUGCCUCCAGGACCUGGCGGAAGUUGGGUAACUUUUGACAGAAUCAUUUUUCUCGACCAUCUUGUGGGCCUGGAUCAUCUUCAGGUUAAGGAGUAUGUCAGACUACGCACCAAGAAUAUAGGCACUGAAAAGAAUCAACCCGAACAGACAGCUGGAGAGUUGGAAGAUGUUCAAGAAGCCAUUCGUCGUGCCAAGCUGAUUCCGACUACCGAAAACACCGCCAACGCACCUCAGAUUGCUUAUGGCAUCGAACUUCCCGAUCAUUUACAGAGCAACCGUGAUGCAAAGAGGCGUAGGACCAGCGGGGGGUUCACGUCUGCCAACACUGUAUCCUCUAAUGGCACUCUUGUUGAGCAUACCCCCAUUCAACCAGCACCAGGCGGACCGCAACCUGUGCGAAACAUUGUCGACCCGCUCCCUGGCACUAGACCGACCCGAAUUCUCCUCGGCACAUGGGCCAAGUCUGCAGAGUCCAACCCUAAGAAUCGGCAUGCGGUAUAUGGUAUUUUGGGACAAAACGACAUGUUCAGAGUCAAGCUAGUACGAGAAACACGCGACGGACGAUUUGUUGAUGGCAACUUUCCCUCAGGAGCCGGGGCUCUUUGGAUUCCGUACGAGGAAGUUGAUUUCGAUAAACACUUGGCAUCUCUUGCUCGACACGAAAUUAAAGAGUACUGCCGUGUACGUCAAUCACAGCUUGACCGCGGUGAAACAGCUGAUGAAAGACAACAAAACGAGAUCACGGCUAUAUCCGAAGCUCAAGCCAGGGCUGCAGGCACCAGCUACAAGGCUCUCGCUCCCUUGUCGAUCGCGCCUCGUCUGCCUGGGGUGUUUGGAGAAGACCAGGACCAGUCAUCGAAACCAAGCUGGACAGGUAACGAGAACCGCCAGGAACUCCGCCAAAGUCGCCGCGUGGAAGCAGCUAGAGCCGAAGGUCGUUUAACGCGCCAGCCACUCAUUGACAUUGAUGCCGCCCAGCCGACCCCAGCAACUCGUCCCAUCGCAGGCAAGACACAGCAAAGCACUAAUGCGCUCGAACGAACCUCAGCUUUGGCUGAGCGAGAGAUCACUCGUGUGGAACAAGCACAAGAGCGUGCUCACCUGCAGGCUGCCAACCGUGAGCGAGCAGCUGCUGCUGCCGCCCAAGCAGCCGCGGCCGCGGCCGCCAAGAUCCCCGGCAUGGCUACUAACGGCCGACAGCAGUUCCAUGAAAGUCAUGAAAUGCAGCGCCUCAAUAAGGUAUGGGCUAGCCAGGAAAGCAUGCGAUUCUCGAGAGCAAGCGCCGACGAUGCCAAAAUGUAUGGGGGAGUCAAGUACGAGCGCAAAGCCAAUGGCCCUUUCAUGGGGAAAUUGGUUUCUCAGGGAACUAUCAUCAACAUUGACGGCGAAGAUUACGUUGAAUAUCGAGUACUUACAAAGCCGUCGUUUUUCUAA
Messenger RNA from Fusarium pseudograminearum CS3096, 1968 nucleotides. RefSeq lists its product as uncharacterized. The transcript is spliced from 2 exons. Lineage: Eukaryota; Fungi; Ascomycota; Sordariomycetes; Hypocreales; Nectriaceae. The record is from RefSeq and is a predicted model, not a curated record. The coding region runs from base 1 to 1968 and encodes 655 amino acids.